AGUGACGCAGUUAGCUGCAGUUACCCGCUGUGUUUGUGUUCUUCUGUAGAACCUCAGAACCUAAGAGCCUCAGAGAACUGUUUCUCUACUAGUUAGAACUCCUCAGCUGACGUUCCUGCUGCCUCCAGCUGCUGCCGCUCAUUAACCGUGAGUAGCCUUCCGGGGUUUCUAAAGGGGAGAAACAGCUUUCUGGAUAAACCCUAGCCCCGGCUAAGCUAGCGGGUUCCAUCAACGGACACCGUUAAUCCGUGUGAUGUAGCCCCCUGUCCCGAUGGCCAGCGUCACGCUGAGGUUCUUCCUGCUCGGCUGCCUCGUUUCGUCGGCUACCUGGUCGGUGCUGCUGCUGCUCUACUUCUCUUUAGGGGUUGAGCACCGGCCCCUCCUGAAGCCCCGCAGCCAGCCAAUCACCAGAAACAUGGCCCCAAGGGGGUCUGGGCCUCGGCUGCAGCUGGCCAAUCGGGGAGCGGAGCUAUCGCCGGAAAUGGGGAUGAUCUUUAACGAGGCGGAUCAGGAGCUCAGGGACUCUGGUUACCAUCGACAUGCCUUCAACGUCCUGAUCUCCACCAGACUGGGAUCCCACCGAGAUCUGCCCGACACCAGAGACCCCCAGUGUCGUGAUAGGGCGUAUCCUCCGGAUCUACCUUCUGCCAGCGUAGUGAUCUGCUUCUUUAACGAGGCGCUGUCCGCCCUGCUGAGGACGGUACACAGUGUGUUGGAACGCACCCCGACCGCCCUGCUGCACGAGGUCAUCCUGGUGGACGACCACAGCGAGCUGGAAGAGCUGCAGGAAGAGCUGGAGCGUCAUGUGGGGGGGGAUCUGAAGGGGAGAGUAAAGCUGGUGAGGAACCAGAGGAGGGAAGGACUCAUCCGAGGACGCAUGAUAGGAGCCUCACAUGCAACUGGUGAGGUACUGGUGUUCCUGGACUCCCACUGUGAGGUGAACCAGGUAUGGCUUCAGCCCCUGCUGACCCCCCUCUUCAGAGACCAUCGCACAGUUGUGUGCCCCGUCAUCGACAUCAUCUCCGCCGACACCCUCUCCUACUCCCCCUCCCCCCUCGUUAGGGGGGGCUUCAACUGGGGGCUGCACUUCAAGUGGGAUCCAGUACCCCCAGCCGAGCUCAGCGGGCCCUUGGGGGCCAGCGGGCCUAUCAGGUCUCCCACCAUGGCCGGCGGUCUUUUUGCCAUAAACAGGAAUUACUUCAAUGAGCUUGGCAAAUACGAUGCGGGCAUGGACAUCUGGGGGGGGGAGAACCUGGAGAUCUCCUUCAGGAUCUGGAUGUGUGGAGGUCAGCUGCUCAUCAUCCCCUGCUCCAGAGUGGGUCACAUCUUCAGAAAGAGGAGACCCUAUGGAUCCCCGGGUGGGGGGGACACCAUGGCUCACAACUCACUGAGGCUGGCUCAUGUGUGGAUGGACGAGUACAAGGAGCAGUUCUUGUCUCUCCGUCCAGAGCUGCGUGACCGUGGUUACGGAGACGUCAGUGAUCGUGUUGCGUUGAGGGAGCGUCUGCAGUGUAGGACGUUUCGCUGGUACCUAGACACCGUUUACCCCGAGAUGCAGACCCCCCCCCACGGCAACAAACAGCUACCUGUGUUCAACAACAAGAGCCUGAGGAGGCCCAAAGUCCUGCAGAGAGGACGGUUGCACUCCCUCUCGUCAGGGGGGUGUUUGGGGGCCCUUGGCCGGGCCAGUCAGAAGGGAGGGGGCCUGGUGCUGAGAACAUGUGACCGCCGAGACCCCGAGCAGGUGUGGUCGUACGAUGAAGACGGGCAGCUGCUUCUCGCCUCUCUUUUGUGUCUCGACGUAUCGGAGGUCCGGACGUUGGACCCCCCGCGCCUGAUGAAGUGUCACGGCUCGGGGGGGUCACAGCAGUGGAGCCUGGGGAAGUCCAACCGGCUGUACCAGGUUUCGGUUGGUCAGUGUCUCUCCGUGUCUCGACCAAUCAGGCUGAAGGGUUCUGUUUCCAAGGGUUCCGUUACCAUGGCGAUCUGUGACAACUCAGAAGAUCAGCAGUGGCAGCUGGAGGCCUGAGCGGCCAAUAAGAUUCCUCCGUCACUUCAGAACUUCCUUUUUCCUCAGGAUGGCUUCAACCAAUCAGGACGACUCCACACAACCAGCAGAUUUUACCCGGAUUUUAAUUUGAUCUGUUUUUAACCUAGUCCCAGACAGACCGUCUGCAGGGUCUCACUCUGGAUCUACUAAAGGGUUUCUGUGUGUUAGUUUUAACUGAACUUUAUUAUAACUCUUUCUGAACGCUAUGAACUCCUUUCCAUCAGUUUUACUGGAACACGAUGAGACCCAGGACUUUAUUUAUGGAGAGAUCAUUCAGUGCUCUAAUCAGACCUUGAUCAGCAGCGACUGUGAAGACAAUGAGUGUGUGUGUCUCCUGGAGACAGUACUCUGAUAUGAACCUGACAGUAUUACAGAGGCUUUUAAACGUGUCUGUCCUUUCAUCAAUAAAUCUCUAACAGACUCCAAGACCUAA
Molecule: messenger RNA, 2483 nt
Organism: Eleginops maclovinus (Patagonian blennie)
Lineage: Eukaryota; Metazoa; Chordata; Actinopteri; Perciformes; Eleginopidae
Gene: galnt11
Product: UDP-N-acetyl-alpha-D-galactosamine:polypeptide N-acetylgalactosaminyltransferase 11 (GalNAc-T11)
Exons: 12
Coding region: 272-2029 (585 amino acids)
Biological process (GO): regulation of Notch signaling pathway; protein O-linked glycosylation
Cellular component (GO): Golgi apparatus
Molecular function (GO): polypeptide N-acetylgalactosaminyltransferase activity; Notch binding
Source: RefSeq, a predicted model, not a curated record